UGCUGUGCCGGGUACAGGCAGCGCCAGUUUCACAGCAGGGAUUGAGGCUCAGAGCAGGAGGCUGAGAGGUGAUGAUGGAGGUCGUGGAAGGACUCUCAGGGAGACCCCAGCUACUGCCAUGGGGAGCUGGGAUUGUUGCUGUGCUUUUGACAAUCGUGACUGUGUGUGCCCUGCCUUCCCUGAUGGAAUACUGGAGGCAAUGGCGGAUGAUGAAGUCGAUCCCGGGUGUCAGCCCCUGCUAUCCUGUGGUGGGAAAUGCCCUGCUCUUUGAGCGGAAAGGAGAAGAUUUUUUUAAUCAGAUAAAGAUUUAUACUGAAAAGUUCAGAAGUUGGCCAUUGUUCAAACUUUGGAUAGGACCAGUACCUGCCACGUUUUUGUAUCACCCUGACAGUGUGGAGGCUAUUCUGAACAAUUCAAAACAUAUAGAAAAAUCAUACCUGUAUGAAUUCCUGCAUCCAUGGCUGGGCACUGGACUUCUGACAAGCACUGGAGACAAGUGGCGGUCACGGAGGAAGAUGAUAACUCCCACAUUCCACUUUGCAAUCUUGAGUGACUUUCUAGAGGUCAUGAAUGAACAAGGAAAUAUUUUGGUGAAGAAACUUGAGAAGCAUGUUGACAAGGAGCCAUUUGAUGUCUUUAUGGACAUCACUCUGUGUGCCCUUGAUAUCAUUUGUGAAACAGCAAUGGGCAGGAAUGUGGGUGCCCAGAAGAAUAAGGAUUCUGACUAUGUUUCUGCUGUCUAUAGGAUGAGUGAUCUAAUCCAACGGCGACAGAUGAGCCCUUGGCUUUGGCCUGACUUUUUGUAUGUAUUGUUCAAAGAAGGAAGAGAGCACAAGAGGAAGCUCAGCAUCCUUCACAAUUUUACAGAUACGGUCAUUGCAGAAAAAGCUGAAGAACUUAAAAACACCCAGCAAAAGAAACAUGAUAAUGAUGGUAACUCUGUGGAAGGUGGUUCCAAAAAGAGAAAAGCAUUCCUGGACAUGCUGCUGAAUGCAACAGAUGAUGAAGGGCAAAAAUUGAGCUACAGGGACAUUCGUGAGGAAGUGGAUACUUUCAUGUUUGAGGGCCAUGAUACAACAGCAGCUGCUAUGAACUGGGUCUUGUACUUGCUUGGACAUAAUCCAGAAGUUCAGAAGAAGGUUCACAAGGAAUUGGAUGAGGUGUUUGACAAUACUGAACGUGCUGUUACAAUGGAGGAUUUGAAGAAUCUUCGAUACCUCGAAUGUGUUGUGAAAGAAGCUCUUCGUCUCUACCCUUCAGUUCCCAUAUUUGCCCGCACCUUGAGAGAGGAUUGCUGCAUUAGGGGCUAUCAGGUACCAAGAGGUGCUAGUGUUGUUGUUUUAACUUAUGCCCUGCAUAGAGACCCUGAGGUCUUCCCUGACCCGGAGGAGUUCAGGCCUGAGCGAUUCUUCCCUGAAAAUUCUAAGGGAAGGCACCCAUAUGCUUAUGUGCCCUUCUCAGCUGGUCCCAGGAACUGCAUUGGUCAGCGCUUUGCACUAAUGGAGGAGAAAACUCUUCUAGCCCUCAUCCUGCGGCGCUUUUGGGUGGAAUCAUGUCAAAAGCCAGAAGAGCUUGGUUUAUGUGGAGAAUUGAUUCUUCGUCCAAAUAAAGGCAUCUGGAUUAAACUGAAGAGGAGACCAAAUGCUGGAUCAGAAUGAAAGGAAUUUCAAGAGUUUACUUCCGAAAGUUUUCAAUCUAUGUAGGCUGAGACAUAUUUUAAAAUCAAAUAUUUUGAUGUCAGCCCAGCAAUUCGUUAAACUAGCUGCUAUUGUUUUAUUAAAAAAGAUGCAGUAAUAGCCCUAGUUGCUCUACUUUUUUAGGGCUUGUGAACAUCAUGUUAAUCUUUGAAAUGCAAGUCUUUAAUUCUUGUAUUUUAGUGCCUUAUCUGCUCAGAUGAAACUAUUCUAUUGCCACAGUGCCAUAAAAACUAACUUAUGGUAAUAACAACAGCAAUGCCUGUCAUGAAGUGGUCAGCUUACACGCCAUAGCAUUUUCCAAGUAACUGGGAAGUCUCAAGUGUUUGUAAGGUUUUCAGGUUUCUUUUUCUUUAUUUCUGAAAAAUACCAGUGAUAAUCCUUCUUCUUGGCACAAUUAUUUUUUUUUCUUUUGGUGAUGACUGCCUCUGUAAGACCACACAAAAAUCUCUGAUAAUUUCAUUCCUUCUUGGUAAGCAUUUAAAGUAGUUUGUAAGAAGGAGGUGCUCUGAAUUAUUUUUUAGCAAACUGUACCAAAAGCAUUAAUCUGUAUAACCACAGCAGGAACUAGACCAUGUGCAAAUUACACACAGGAUUUUGUAAUGACAAAAUCAAUGUAUUAUUACACACUUUGAGAAUAAACUCCUCCUAUGUCUCAA
This is a messenger RNA of Pyrgilauda ruficollis (rufous-necked snowfinch), 2353 nucleotides long. Its product is annotated as cytochrome P450 4V2. The record is from RefSeq and is a predicted model, not a curated record. Bases 72 to 1658 code for a protein of 528 amino acids. NCBI's taxonomy places the organism in Eukaryota, Metazoa, Chordata, Aves, Passeriformes, Passeridae. Gene Ontology annotation, molecular function: heme binding; oxidoreductase activity, acting on paired donors, with incorporation or reduction of molecular oxygen; iron ion binding. The transcript has 11 exons.